Messenger RNA from Meloidogyne enterolobii, 230 nucleotides. The record is from the annotation of a GenBank genome assembly. NCBI's taxonomy places the organism in Eukaryota, Metazoa, Nematoda, Chromadorea, Rhabditida, Meloidogynidae.
UUAUGAGUUCAGCAACAAGUCCAUUAUCACCCCCUCCUAGGGCAACAAGUGCACCAAUUUCUACACUUAAUUUGAAUUCCUUUUCUGAUUCGACUGCUGAAAGUUUGUCAAUUAAUUUUGCAAGAAAUAAAAAGGCACAAAUGGCUGCUAGAGCUUUGUUUGAAUUAGUGCAUAAUUAUGGGGAUAAUUUGAGAGAGGUUUUUUUGUUGUUAAAUUUUGGUGAUGUUUAA